Molecule: messenger RNA, 549 nt
Organism: Pocillopora verrucosa
Lineage: Eukaryota; Metazoa; Cnidaria; Anthozoa; Scleractinia; Pocilloporidae
Source: RefSeq, a predicted model, not a curated record
AUGUCUCAAUUGCUGAGAGACGUGGUUACCUGGGACCUUCAGCAGCGUCCUAUCACUCCAUUCGGAGCUCCUUUCGUGGCAAAAGUGGACGAAAGUAAAUUCAACCACAAAGCAAAGGUGAUAACGAUAUCAAGAACAGACAACUGGGUGUUUGGAGUGGUACCAACACGCUAUUCUCCAGCGCGAGGGUAUUUCGAGGUUUUGGAGCGUAGAGAUAGAGCUAGUUUGAUACCCAUCCUGCAGAGGGUUUUGCUGCCCGGUACAGAAGUCCACAGUGAUGACUGGGGGGCUCAUUUCAACAUAACAGCCCAUGCAGCAACUGUCCAAACUCACGGAGUUGUAGUACAUGCCGCUAAUUUUGUUAACCCCGUUACUGGUGUGCAUACGCAAAAGGAGGAAUCGGCUUGGUCAAGGUUGAAGUACAAGGUUAAAAUGAGGAAAGGUGUCAGGAACUAUAAUUUGCAAUCUUUCCUCAACGAGCAUAUGUGGCGAGACUGGAUAGGGGAGGCUGACGUUUUUAAUAAUAUUAUUGAAGUUCUUACGCGAUGA